Rotaria sp. Silwood2 is the source of this 429-nucleotide messenger RNA. The record is from the annotation of a GenBank genome assembly. Lineage: Eukaryota; Metazoa; Rotifera; Eurotatoria; Philodinida; Philodinidae.
AUGGCUAAAUCCAAACGUUAUAUUAACACAUCAUUACUGCCUGAUGAUAUUCUUUCUUAUACAGAUACAGAAUUCUACAAUGUUGCUAAACGAAUUGUUGGUGACAAUGCAGCACAGCUGCUCGAAAUACAAAGUAUUCGUAGUCCUGAUUCGUUUUUAUUUAUGCCUGAUGUUUUUGCCAUUCUAAAUAUUAAGUGUUCUGCUUUAAAUCUUUUAAAGGAAAAAUUAUGCUUGAAAACAGAUGAUGAUAAAUAUAUUGUUAAACCAGACAUCAAAAGCAUAAUGAAUUAUUUUCGUGAAUUAAUUAUUUGCAAACAAGCUGAAGUUAUGAAAAUUUUAAGUUAUCAGAACAAGCUAUCUACUUCGGUCAUUCCACCUCUUACUACUACCUCAUCGACGAUGAGUGAAAAUUCAUCUUCUCAACAAUAA